GUUUGUUAGCCGUUUCUUAGUCGUGUGUAAGCCGUUUGUUAGCCGUUAAUAAGCCGUUUGGUAGGCGUUUGUUAGUCGUUUGUUAGCCGUUGGUAUGCCAUUUGUUAGCUGUUUGUUAGUCGUUUGUUAGUCGUUUGUUAGCCAUUUGUAAGCUGUUUGUUAGGCGUUUACAUCCGUUUGUGAGCCGUUUCCAUCUGAGUGUUAGCCGUUUGUUAACCGUUUUUUUAGUCGCUCGUUAGGCGUUCGUUUGCCGUUUGUUAGCCUUUCGCUAGCCGUUAGUGUACGUUUUCGCGUUACAGGUCGCAUAUUUGUCUUUUUGAUUACAAUUACAAACACAAAGCCUUCAUGCAUUUGCUUUCAGGUUCACUGAGCUUCUGGACAGUGUGUUACAUUAUCUUCUUCCUUCUUGGAAUUAUUCAGCUGGGUCGUUUAAAGACUUGGAGGCUAUUCGACAACUUCUGCCUUUGUCCAAACACAGAACCAUGCUGAUUGAGAAAGCUAUCAGAGAAUCACAGUCUGGUACUCCAGCACACAUGCCAAAGUUGUUCAUCAACAGACGGUCAGCGGCUGAACACAGAGCUGAUCCAACACAAGACCCAGAUGCCAAACACUCCAUACUUAACCAGUUAUAUGAAGGACUAAAACAAGAAAAAUGUGGAGUAAAGCUGGAUUACAGAUGGUCAGCAAGAUACGACCAGUGGUGGGAGUGUAAAUUCCUGUCUGAAGGAAUUAUUGACCAAGGUUAGUAUAUUGACUUAUUCGUUGGGUGCCCCCCCCCCCCGGCCCCGAGAGGAGGGGAGGACAAGUGACGGAGUAAUGCAAGGGGAAGACAAUGCGAGAAGAUGGAUUCUCAACGUGGAAAAAAAAACUUGGAGAAAUAAAGAAAGG
This is a messenger RNA of Orbicella faveolata, 888 nucleotides long. RefSeq names its product E3 ubiquitin-protein ligase HECTD3-like. NCBI's taxonomy places the organism in Eukaryota, Metazoa, Cnidaria, Anthozoa, Scleractinia, Merulinidae. Gene Ontology annotation, molecular function: ubiquitin-protein transferase activity. The record is from RefSeq and is a predicted model, not a curated record.